AUGAAUUUACAAGUCUUUCGGUUCCCAAUUAUCACUUCGAGUAUCAUUUCGGCAGCAAGCAUCGUUUUUCUGAAUAUUUUUGGUCCGGCAAUAUUUGGUGUAAACGAUGUCAAUGAUUAUCGGAAAGGCAAUCGUGCACGUCAAUUGAGUACAGUCAAAUUUGAACUUUUUACAUUUCCAUUCAGUGUGUUUUUGUAUUUUCGACUCAUCAAACUUGCGAAAUAUGUGCUAACAUAUAAUAGUAAUGGUGUUAUGACAGAUCAUGCAUCAAAGCAUUUGCGAUUGAUAGCAAGUGGUACGAUAUUUUGGUUAUUGCUGGGGCAUGCAUCACUUUUCCUAUAUUUUUUUCCCAAUCUACCACGUUUUUUUGUCAUCUUGUCCUUUUUAUCAGUAGGUUUAUGGUAUCACGUUGUUAUCCCUUUAGCUGCAUUUGCAGUUCUAACAACAUUGAUUUCUGGACUGAAGGCAAGGGUUACUGUAAUAAACGACGAAUUCUUGUACGGUCUGUUGGUAAGAAGUGAGGCAACAACUAUGUGUCAUGGAUUCAUCAGUAAAUGCUUAUCCAAGUUUUCCGUUUUGGAAGUAUUUUGUUUGAAUAAAAAUAUACAAACUGCGUUCACAUUACUGGUCGCUGUUUUUUUAUGUUUCUUUUCAUACAUUUUCUGCGACACACUAAUUAUCAAAAAUAUAUCACUAAAUGUGAAGGAUUUACCCGAUAGUGCAAAAGGUGUUCGAUUUGCCCUUAUAUCGGAUAUUCAUGCAGGUGCAACAGUAUUCAAGGAACAAGUAGAAGAAAUUGUGGAUCAAGUAAACAAUCAGAUGGUUGAUGCUGUAUUUAUUGUUGGUGAUACUGUAGAUGCUCCAAGAGAUUCAAUAGAAAGUCGUGUAAGACCGCUACGGUUUUUGAAGCCAAAAACGUUUUACGUAAGUGGAAAUCAUGAGUACUAUUAUGGUAAUGCUUCAGAGUGGUUUGAUUUAUUUCAACAAUAUGGAUUUGAAGUCUUGAAUAAUAGGCAUGUGCUUUUUCGUGGUAUUUGUGUGGCUGGUGUGAGUGAUUAUUCAAGCGGACGAAGCGGAUUGCCUGGUCAUCUUUUUCAACCAGUAGAAGCACUGAAAGGUUGUCCGACGAACACUACAACCAUAGUGCUUUCGCAUAAUCCAGCUUCGGCCGAAAAAAUUGCUUUUAAUAGUGCACAUAAACGUGUUGAUCUCAUUCUAUCAGGACAUACACAUGCAGGACAAUUUUAUACGGUUGCACCGAUUGCUUACUGGAUGUUGCCCUAUUAUUAUGGGUUGUAUCAGAUCUCAUCAGGAACGCAGUUAUUUGUUACAGCUGGUACGCUUUAUCAGGGAGCGCCCAUGAAAAUGGUUUGGACAUCCGAAAUUUGGAUCAUUGAACUACAUGUUACUUCUUAA
Cercopithifilaria johnstoni is the source of this 1416-nucleotide messenger RNA. NCBI's taxonomy places the organism in Eukaryota, Metazoa, Nematoda, Chromadorea, Rhabditida, Onchocercidae. The record is from the annotation of a GenBank genome assembly.